Molecule: messenger RNA, 1554 nt
Organism: Ascochyta rabiei
Lineage: Eukaryota; Fungi; Ascomycota; Dothideomycetes; Pleosporales; Didymellaceae
Product: Phenylacetate 2-hydroxylase
Exons: 3
Coding region: 1-1554 (517 amino acids)
Molecular function (GO): monooxygenase activity; heme binding; iron ion binding
Source: RefSeq, a predicted model, not a curated record
AUGUCGAUACCAAUCUACGUCGCCGGCGCUGUGGUUGUUAGUUUAUUCCUAUACAGGUUUUUGUAUGGAACCGACACACCUCACAUCAAGGGCCUACCAGAGGUGCCUGGCCUGCCUCUCUUUGGUAGUUUGUAUGAGCUCGGUACAAAUCACGCAAAGGUAGCACAAGGAUGGGCGAAGAAGUAUGGACCAGUCUUCCAGGUUCGAAUGGGCAACAAGAGAAUUGUCUUUGCAAACUCCUUCGACUCGGUCCGUCAUCUCUGGAUCACAAACCAGUCUGCACUGAUCUCAAGGCCUAUGCUCCAUACCUUUCAUAAAGUAGUCUCCUCGUCCCAAGGCUUCACGAUCGGUACCUCCCCAUGGGACGAGUCCUGCAAGAACCGACGGAAGGCAGCUGCCACUGCCUUGAACCGCCCAGCCGUCCAAUCCUACAUGCCCCUCAUCGACCUAGAGUCCUGCGUCUCUAUCAAAGAACUCCUCUCCGACAGCAAGGGCGGCGAGAUCGAUCUUGACCCUCGCGCCUACUGGCAACGAUACGCGCUCAACACUUCUCUGACACUGAACUACGGAUAUCGCAUUGACGGAAACAAGGAUGCGCCGCUGCUGAAGGAGAUUGUAGAUGUUGAGCGUGGAGUAGGAAACUUCAGAUCCACAAGCAAUAACUGGCAAGACUACGUCCCGCUGCUGCGAUUGUUUCCCAGCCAGAGUAACGAAGCAAUCAAGUUCAAGAAUAGACGAGAUGUGUACAUGGACAAGCUGCUCAACACUCUGGAGGAGAAGAUCCAGAAGGGCACAGACAAGCCUUGCAUCACUGGAAACAUCAUCAAAGAUCCAGAGGCUAAGCUGAACAGAGCCGAAAUAAAGUCAAUUUGUUUGACCAUGGUCAGCGCCGGCCUCGAUACCGUCCCCGGCAACCUAAUCAUGGGCAUUGCCUACCUCGCCACGCCCGACGGCCAGAAGAUCCAAGCCAGGGCGUACAGGGAGAUCAUGUCUGUCUACCCCAACGGCGACGCCUGGGAACGCUGUCUGCACGAAGAAAAGAUCCCCUACAUUACCGCCCUGUACAAGGAAAUCCUGCGUUACUGGACCGUCAUCCCCAUCUGCCUGCCCCGCGUAUCCAUUAAGCCGAUUGAGUGGAACGGCGCCGUCAUCCCGGCAGGGACGACAUUCUACAUGAACGCCUAUGCUGCCGACUACGAUGCAGAGCACUUCAAGCACCCGGACAAGUUCGACCCAGAGCGGUACCUCAACGUUCCUGAAGGCGCAGGCACACCGCACUACGGAUACGGCGCUGGGUCGCGCAUGUGCGUGGGUAGUCAUUUGGCCAACAGGGAACUUUUCACUGCCUUUGUGCGAUUGAUAAGUGCGUUUGAGUUCACGCCACCAACGGAUCCAAGGGAUGAGGCCAUUAUGGAUUGUCUGGAAGCGAACGACAUUCCUACGAGUUUGACCAUGGAACCGAAGUACUUCAAAGUCGGGUUCAAACCGAGGGAUCGCACGAAGCUGGAUCAGUGGAUCAGCGAGAGUGAAGAGAAGACUAAACACUUGAUGUAG